Molecule: messenger RNA, 1744 nt
Organism: Drosophila bipectinata
Lineage: Eukaryota; Metazoa; Arthropoda; Insecta; Diptera; Drosophilidae
Product: arylsulfatase B
Source: RefSeq, a predicted model, not a curated record
AUGACUCGUGAGCUUCCCUGUAUACUCAUCCUGAGUAUUUUAUUAGUAAUAGUAAAUGGGUCAACAACAUCUAGUAAGCCUAACAUAUUAAUCAUUCUAAUUGAUGAUAUGGGCAUGAAUGAUGUAAGUUUCCAUGGCUCCAACCAAAUCCUUACUCCCAAUAUUGAUGCUUUGGCUUACAAUGGAGUAUUACUAAACAAACAUUAUGUUCCCAAUUUGUGCACUCCCUCAAGGGCCACCCUUUUGACUGGAAAAUAUCCCAUACAUACGGGAAUGCAGCACUGGGUUAUCAUCACCGAUGAGCCCUGGGGGCUUCCGAAAAAAGAGCGUCUUAUGCCGGAACUAUUCCGUGAGGCAGGCUACUCCACGCACCUGGUGGGCAAGUGGCACCUGGGCUUCUGGCGGCAGGAUCUUACCCCCACAAUGCGAGGAUUUGAUCAUCACUAUGGCUACUACAAUGGCUACAUUGACUACUACGAUCACCAGGUGCGAUUGCUGGGCAAAAACUAUUCGCCAGGACUCGACUUCCGCAAGGAUUUUGAACCCAAUCCUAAGGCCAAUGGAACCUAUGCCACGGAGGCCUUUACGUCGGAAGCCAAAAGGAUAAUCGAAAAACAUGACAAGAGUAAGCCGCUUUUUAUGGUUCUCAGCCAUUUAGCAGUACAUACAGGGAAUGAGGAUAAUCCCAUGCAGGCUCCUGAGGAAGAAGUGGCCAAGUUUUUGCAUAUCAAGGACCCCAAAAGAAGAACCUAUGCGGGUAUGAUCUCCAGCCUGGAUAAGAGUGUGGGUCAAACUAUCCGAGCCCUAAAGGACAAUGACAUGUUAAACAACACCAUAGUUUUGCUUUACUCGGACAAUGGAGCUCCCACUGUGGGUAUUCACUCCAAUGCAGGAUCCAAUUAUCCCUAUCGAGGACAAAAAGAAUCUCCCUGGGAGGGUGGCAUUCGAUCGGUUGGUGCCUUGUGGAGUCCUUUGUUAAAAAAGCAAGGGUACGUGUCCAACCAGGCGAUCCAUGCCAUCGACUGGCUUCCCACAUUGGCAGCAGCUGCUGGAGUAUCGUUGCCCCAGGAUCUGCAGCUCGAUGGAAAAAAUCUCUGGCCAUCGUUGAGUGAAAAGGCAGAACCCAAGCCUCGGAAGUUUAUUCAUGUUCUGGACGAGGUAUUCGGCUACUCCUCGUAUAUGAGUGACACUCUCAAGUAUGUGAAUGGAACCAGCUUCGCAGGACAAUACGAUUACUGGUUGGGUGAUCUGGAAGCCAAUGAAGACGAUCCCUUGAGUGGAAUUUAUGAAGAACAGGUCUUGGCAUCGGAGGUGCAGAGUGUCUUGGGCUCCCACAGUCUAACGGGGGACCAAAUCCUUCAGAUGAGAAGCGAAGCCACCCAGAAGUGUCCAGCAAUUGAGGGCCAGGAUCCUCUGCAACCGCAUUACAGGUGUGAGCCCCUUGUGGCUCCCUGCUUUUUCGAUUUAGCCCAAGAUCCUUGUGAGCGAUACAACCUGGCCCAGUUGUAUCCUCUCAAGUUGGACCAACUCCGUCAGGAGGUGGAGGAAUUCCGCCGGACAGCUAUUCCCAGUGCUCGAGUACCCUUUUCCGAUGAAAGAGCGGAUCCCAUAUUUCACAAUGGCAACUGGGAGUGGUGGAAUAAUACGGGAAGUGAUUCAAGUGCAGGCACCUGUUCACGGAAUCUGUGGAUUAUCCUAGGAAGUGUUGUAGCUUUAGUCUUUAUGAAUCGUUUUUAGGGGUAAG